This is a messenger RNA of Wyeomyia smithii (pitcher-plant mosquito), 4175 nucleotides long. RefSeq names its product protein CBFA2T2 (gene nvy). The coding region runs from base 769 to 2670 and encodes 633 amino acids. NCBI's taxonomy places the organism in Eukaryota, Metazoa, Arthropoda, Insecta, Diptera, Culicidae. Gene Ontology annotation, cellular component: nucleus. Gene Ontology annotation, molecular function: transcription corepressor activity. The record is from RefSeq and is a predicted model, not a curated record. Gene Ontology annotation, biological process: negative regulation of DNA-templated transcription; DNA-templated transcription. The transcript has 11 exons.
CCAUUUGCGUUCGUUGUCCGUGACGGUUCGGUUUCUAAGCAGCAGCAGCAGAAGCAGAAGCAACAGUAACGCCAACAACAGCAGCAGUAGUACUGGCAGCUGGCAUCCUGUUUGACUCCAGCCAGUGAGUGUAGCAGUAAAGUUCUAUUAUCUUGCCGCAGCAGUGUUGUGGUUUGUGUUGCAGUGUUUGGUACCAGUGCGAAAUUAUUUCCCCAUUUUUAGCGUAUACAACACAUACGGUGGGCGGUUAUUAUUAUUUUGCGAGAUACCAGGUGCUUUUGUAAUCGCCGGACGUAGUGAUCUGUUCAGUGAUUAGUUUUGAAAAAAAGAAAAGUUUGGUUUAUUGUAUUAAGAUCCCGAGGCAAAUGAGGUGGCGAAUCCGGCGAUGUUUGCCAAUGUGAAAUAACUGUAGAUGCGAAGAUUCGCCAGUGCCCUGAAUUGAUUGAUGGUCUCAGCGGUGUUGUUUUUUUGGCCAUUAAAAAGUAGUAAACCAACCGCAAAGUUGACAGUUUUAUCACGGGCAGCCCGGUGGGGAUUAGCGUGUUCUGUGUCAACACCCCGAAGUCAUAAAGAAUUAACGAUCAUUAGAGCGAGGUGCUUCUUUCACCUGUCCUCAUCGUCAGCUGGAUAUAAAUAAACACUUUAAGGUACGUCGUCACUGUGCCGAAGCAAGGCAAGCUUCUCCAUUCGGGUAGCCUGGGCAGAGGGACGCUAGGCGUCGACUUGUUCUGCCGCCGCGCUGCGCACCGUCACGCGGUGGAAAGAAAGAUGGCGCUCGAUGCAAAAGCAAUCAAGGAAGAAAUACCCGACAAGGACACAUAUGAAUCCAGCGCUCGCAAAGUCAAAGGUAAGGAACAAUGUCGAACGCCCGAUUCACCGGAAGGAGCCCGCGUGGUGACGCCACGUUCACCGAUUUCACCCCAGGUGUCACAGCAUCACAGCUCGCUAGUGCCCCAGCCGAGAUCUGGCGGCACCGGUACCGGAGCGUCAUCACAAGUCGUCACCGGUCGCAAUGGGAGCUCUUCACCGCCGGGGGAAACUCCGGCGACGCGGAUUCUCAACGGAAGUGUCACGGGUAACGGCAGUGGCGGAGGAGGUGGUGGCGGCGGUGGCGGUGGUGGUGGUGGCGCUGGUAGCCUAGGAUCAAUCACACCCCCACCGGCUAUCACUCCUGCUUCGGCAGCAGCAGUGGCAGCAGCCGCCGCAGCACAGCAGGACACGGCAAAGCUGCUAAAGAUUCGACGCUUCCUUGGCGCGCUCGUGCAAUUCGGACAGGAUACCAAUGUGGAUAUUGGCGACCGGGUGCGCUCGCUAGUGCUGUCGCUGGCGAGUGGCGGUCUCACGGUAGAUGAGUUUCAAAUAGCCGUCCAAGAGGCAACAAACUUCCCCCUUCGGUCGAACGUGGUUCCCUUCCUGAAAUCGCACGUCCCGGUUCUACAGAGGGAAAUUAAUAUUCUUUCGAGAGCCAGCAAACAGACUCCCUCCCAGUAUGUCCGAUCGAACGAGACCAGUGUGAUGGAAUACGUUCAGAACCUAGCCGAUACCGCCGACAUCUUCCUAUCGCACGAAGGAUUUGGCUCCUCGACACCGAUCCCGACACCUGCCAUCAACGGACUGAGCCUGAAACGACGCGCCUCCGAUAACUUAUACGAUACUCAUCCUGCGGGUCCGCCCGAAUGGGGCGAUUAUAUACUGCCGCCAUCGAAACGUCCACAUCCGUCGCUUCUGCUGGCAUCCGGGACACCACAGCUCUAUCCCACGCAUCCGGCACUGUUCGAGUACCAGAACGGGGCACUGCAUCCACAUUCCGACGGACUGCAUUCCAUUCACCGAGACGAUCGGGACUUGCGGGGACCGUCCAGCGAAGCCCACCGGCCAACAAGGAUUCCACCGGGUGGAGGCAGCGGUGGUGCUACUGGUGGUAGUAGCGGGGGUAGUGCCAGCAGCAUUGGAGCCGUUGCAUCUGCGAACAGUAUUGGCUCUGGUAACGCCGUCAGCAGUAUCGGCGCGGCUGCUGGAGGAACCAGCGGAGAGGAAGAGUGGAAAAACAUUCACACCAUGCUAACCUGCAUUUCGGCAAUGGUCGAAAAGACCAAACGCGCCAUCUCGAUCCUGCAACAGCGGGGCAUCGAAACGCACGCCCGCGACCAUCAAGAUAAUUCGAUAGCGGACAUGAAACGCCAGACGGAGGAGAAGAUUGCCGAGUUCCGGCGCAGUGCGGAAGAGUCUGUGAACCAGGUCAAACGUCAAGCAGUUAUUGAAAUUCAGCGGGCAGUGGCAGCCGCGGAAGCAAGAACCAUUGAAAUGUUCGCCCAGGAGAGGCUGAAGAUGGAGAAAAUGUUCACGGACAUUCACCGCGGGAACGCGGAUCCCGAUCCGGACGGCUCGACAGGGGGAAGCCAGAACGUUAGUACUCUUGCUUGCUGGAACUGCGGUCGGAAGGCGAACGAAACCUGUUCCGGGUGCAAUCUGGCCCGGUACUGCGGAUCAUUUUGCCAGCACAAGGACUGGGAUCAGCAUCAUCAGGUCUGCGGUACAUCCCGAGCGGAAAACGCCUUCCAAAAACACGCGGCCAGCGCAAGAGCGGCUUUAUCUUCCCGUUCCACGACUCCACAGCAGUCCCAAAGUAACAACAGUACAGCAAAUGGAACGACGGCCGCUGCAAAAUGACGGACUAAACCAUUGAAACCGAAAAAGAAGUAUCUAUGCUAGUCAAAUCGUUCAGCACCACACACAUACACCACAUACAGAAACACACACACACAAAGCUGUUCCUCUAUCAACAAGAUAGUCGAAAACAAACCAUUUCUUAUUUUGAGGUAGAACUUAGAAGCUGCAUCCUACUAGUACUAUUAAGUUGUGUACAACCGUAAGCUUACGACUGGGACCACAACGGCUCAGUCAGAUCGAUCGUUAUGAAAAUUCUGUUUCGAAUGGGGAGAAUAACGAAACAUGACCAUUUAAAUGCUAGCGAGCCUCAUUUUCGACGGUGAAUAGAUAUAUAGACUUUCAAAACAGUGCAAUAGCAAUUUUAGAUGUAAUAAAAACCGCCGACCGAUUGAUCAAACCUAGUUGAGAGCUAGUAAUUUUAAAUAAAAUAACUAGAUGUAAAGUUGAAACACGGAAAAAGCUUUUCUCUAGCAAGUUUGUCAAUUUACUCCUAGAACACAGCGUACUGCGAAAUAUCAGUCAGUAGAAAGCUGAUGGUGGUGGAAUAAUACACUCCCAGUAUUGCGUUUUUCAGACAUCUCCAACCAACCGGCAUUUACAAAGCACGUGUUCUCAGUCAUACUGCGCCGAAUCCUGGUCUGUGUCUCCCCAUCAUCAUCAAAAACCGAAAGCACGUGCUUGCUCUCUCUCUCUCUCUAUCUUGUGUUUGAGUAGAUUCACAUAAAUACUACAAUAGCCAAGUUGACGGUCAGUCAGUUAGUCAGUAGUUGUAAUAAAUCAGCACACGUACACGAAGUUUCCUUUCAUCACAAUAGUAGUAGAUACGUAGUUAUACUUUAAGACCAUGCACUUUAUGGGUACCAAAACAAAGUUGAAUCUUACAAAGAAACCACAAUUUUGAGGCUACUAAACCCUUAGACAGCGUCUCCAAAGAUUGAUAAGUGGUCUGUUUGUGUAACAUUAAGCUUUCGACUCUAGACGGUACGUAACAGAAAGAUCUACUCACCAGUUCACCCCUCUUAGUAAGGCAUCCAUGUAAGGACCUACCUAGUAGUUACUAUCGCAAGUUGUUGACUAAUUUAUUGCCCACUUAGUUGAUAUUGAUCUGAAAACCAAACCUGCGCAUGAUUUAAUCACACGCAUAAAAACGUACGACUGCAUUAGCGCGUGCAAUCCAAAGCAAAGAAAAACGUUCGAAUUGUGUAGAACAAAUUUCGAAUCUCUAGCGAAAGAGUCAGUAGAACAAAUAUAGAUCAUCUCUUACCCUACAGGACAAACGCGGAAUCCCAACGGUGGACUCACUGUAAAUAAAAUCGAAUUUAGACUCUCCCCCACCCAGUCGGGAUCGGGAUUAACAAGAAUAUUAGCAAGCACACACAUACACAUUCUCACUCACCCCACAACCUGCAUCCCGAAUCAAGCUAACUUAUGAAACUGAUUAACUCUUGCAAAAACUAGACAACAGAACAGAAAUAAAGUCUCAUUUGUUUGUACAACCGAAAAAA